AAAGAAGUGGAAUUUGGACUGAGCCAGCAGGAAGAGACAGAGUGAGAGAAGAAGAAGACUUAAGAGUGCAGGCGGCCUGAGCUGUGGAGUUCAUGAUGAAGACUGUGGUGACUGUAAUCCUCGUGGUGCUUCAGUGGGCUUUUACCCUCGGCAGAGUAAGGUGGUGCACCAUAUCAGACCUGGAGCUGAGAAAGUGCAACGACAUGGCAAAUGCGUUUAGCCAAGCAGGCAUCCAGCCGGCCUUAUCCUGCAUAGCAGGGAUGUCCUCCAUUGAUUGCAUUGAAAAGAUUGCCGCCAAAGAAGCAGAUGCUGUGACACUGAAUGGAGGAUCAGUGUAUGAGGCAGGGAAAAGAUACAACCUGAAACCAGUUGUGGACGAGAAGUAUGAUGAAGAACCUGGUCUUUCCUACUAUGGUGUGGCAGUCAUUAGGAAAAGUAACAACAACUUCAACUUUACCAGCUUGAAAGGGAAGAAAUCUUGCCACACUGGCCUGGGCCGAACAGCAGGCUGGAAUGUACCCAUGGGCUACCUGAUCAGCAGUGGUAAAAUGUCAGUGAUGGGAUGUGAUGUUUUAAAAGGUGCAAGUGACUUUUUUGCCGCUAGCUGUGUCCCUGGUGCAAAUGUUGAUGGCUACCCACCUUCCCUCUGCCAGCUCUGCAUUGGUGAUGAAAAUGAAAACAACAAAUGCACAAAGAAUGCUGAAGAGAGAUAUUUCAACUACAGUGGGGCAUUCAGGUGUCUGGCCGAGGGAGCAGGAGAUGUUGCUUUUGUCAAACACACAACCGUCUUGGAAAACACCAAUGGAGCAAAUCCUGAUCAAUGGGCGAAGAAUCUGUUAUCGCAGGAUUUUCAGCUUCUGUGUCCAAAUGGGUUAAAAGCAGAGAUUGGUGACUACAGGAGAUGCAGCUUGGCCAAAGUUCCAUCACAGGCCAUUGUGAUUAGACCUGAUGCUAAUGGGGAAGACAUUUUCAAAAUGUUAAAUGAUGGCCAGAUGAUGUUUGGAAGGGGCGGAAGUAGUCACUUCAAGAUGUUUGACUCCUCUGCAUACUCUGGUAAAGAUCUCCUGUUCAAGGACACAACAACUGCCCUGAUUAAAAUUGAAAAGCAGACCUUUGAGGCCUGGCUGGGGAACGACUACCUGAAUGCCCUGUCAGCUCUGGACUGCAGUCCUGGAAGGGUCCCAGAAUACCUCCGCUGGUGUGUCCUCUCCACACAGGAGUUAUGGAAGUGUGCAGAUAUGGCCACCAACUUCUCCAGAAAAUCCUUAACACCAAAGAUUCAGUGUAUCUCUGGGAGCUCCACAACAGAUUGUCUGCAGAAAAUAAAGAACAAGGAGGCCGAUGCAAUCACACUGGAUGGCGGGUUUAUUUACAAGGCAGGAAAAACAGAAGGACUUGUGCCAGCAGCUGCCGAGGCUUAUUCAGAUACAAGUGCAGGAAGUUCAUAUUUUGCUGUUGCUGUAGUGAAAAAAUCAGCUCAUGAUAGCUUCACCUUCAAUGAUCUUAAAGGGCGAAAAUCAUGUCACACUGGCUAUGGAAGAACAGCGGGAUGGAAUAUUCCAGUGGGCAUCCUUAUAGAAAAAGGGCUAAUAAGGGCCACAAGUUGUGAUUUGGCAAAAGCUGCUGGUGAAUUUUUCAGUGCCAGCUGUGUGCCAGGUGCCAAUAAGCCUGGUUUUCCUGCCAGCCUCUGUGAACUUUGUGUCGGAGAUAAUGCUGGAGCAGGCAAGUGCGAAAGCAGCAGUGUGGAGCGCUACUACAGCUACAGUGGAGCAUUCAGGUGCCUGGCAGAAGAUAAAGGAGAGGUGGCAUUUGUAAAGCAUUCAACAGUCCUUGACAACACUGAUGGUAAAAACACUGAAGCAUGGGCUGCAGGUUUGAAAUCCACAGAUUUCCAGCUCUUGUGUCCAAAUGGAGCACGUGCUGAGGUAACCAGUUAUGCAACAUGCAACCUGGCUCAAGUGCCUGCCCAUGCAGUCAUGGUUCACCCCGACACAAGCAUCUACGCAAUAUAUGGACUCCUGGAUAAAGCUCAGUUAUUUUUUUCAAAUGACAGCAAUCUUGGUGAAUUCAAAAUGUUCGACUCCUCCAAAUAUGAGGCACCAGAUUUAAUCUUCAAAGACUCAACACUUCGCAUUGUAUCUGUGGAAGAAAAGAAAACCUAUGAGGCCUGGCUUGGACAAGGCUACAUGAACUCCAUGGAAGGACUUGAAUGUGCAGGAAUAGCUGUUUCCUCUGUUCCAGUCAUCAUUGUCGCUGCUCUUAGCCUUCUCCUGUUGUGACCUGUAACCUACUGAGAGACUGACAGGACACCAUGCCGCAAAGAUGAAAUGGGAAAUUCAAAGUUUCAGGAGAUCAGGGUUUUUUUUUUCUUUCAAUAUCAUGGCUCUGUGGUAUAACUUUAGCUGAAUUUAAUAAAGUCAGGAGCGUUAUCACAUUUUCAUAUGGAUGGUACUGUUAUUCUGUAUAGUUAGUGAGACCCAUGUAUGCUGCCUUAUGAAAAAGCCUAUAUAUUAUUUUAAAAUUGUAAUAUUUUUAUCUUAGCUUUGUGAUAAUAACCUCCAAGUAAAAAGGAAUCAAUCAAAAAUUACAUUGAUUAAUUGGAAAUGAGCUUUCCUCCCCUUACUUAAAAGAUUUCUAAAUUGGACAUACAGUAUAUGAGUGACUGUAUCUUGUCAUGGUUGUGUGCCCAAUCCAAGGUUGUUUUGUGUCUUAAAGCUUCUGGCAUAGAAUCCUGUUCCAAAUUAACUUAAAACUGGACUAAUCAGGAUCACUUUAAUUAGAUGGCAGACAGAAUUAAAAAUGUGAAAAUUAUUUUGUAAAGUGGUUAUUCUUUAGCUUGGGUGUAACAAGCAGUCAUGACAUUGAUAAGUUCAGAAUAAACUGUACUGUUCCUGUAGCUCUCCUUUCUUGGCUACAGCAUUGCAAACUCAACCUUAAGUAAGAAGGAGUUCUAAGAAAAAUCUUCCCUAUUGAUAUUAAGGAAGUACACUGAUUAGGAAAUGGUUACAAAAUAUUUGGACACUUUCAGCAUCUUUUCAGAAGGCAAUCACAUGCACCAUCCUAGUGUGAAAGACACAUGGGCACCACUAACACCUUGGAUGGUCAUCUCAAAAGAAAAGGGGCCAAAAAAAAAAGACAAUAAGAUGGCUGGAGUGGUGGCUCUGUGGCUAUUCAACUUCGAAUUCCGGCAGUGAUGGAAGAAAUGCUACUCCGUUAGACCCAAGGCCCUUAACUUCCAAUUGCUCCAGGGGCACUGUAUAAAAUAGCUGACCCUGUGCUCUACCUCUAAAACUCUGAGUAAGUUGGGCUCUGCAAAAAAAGAAAAUUAAUUAAUUGGAGAUUAAUACAGUAUACCAAAAAACAAUCUAAUGACAGGACUAAAGGAAGACCCGUAGGUGCCUGUGCCAAAGACUGGUGAAUGUGAGAGUCACUUUCUAGAAGAUUAAGCUGUCCACAAUAUUGUUAUGUACAGAAAGAGAGCAAGAAGAAAGCUGCUAAGAAAAAAAGAACAGUGGGCAAUGUGUGAAGUAUAAAGAUAACAAUAAGAUGUUCUGAAGCCAUGUUGGAAAAAAAUAAUGUUUGUCAGAAAUACCAACCUUUACAUUUACUGAAAAUAUAAUACAGCUUAUAAGUCAGGGAGAACACACUCCCCACGCAAAGGUACUAUAGAAGCAACACUCAGUUAUGGAAAGGACUGGCAGAACAGAAGGGAAAUGGGGUAAAACAAAAGCCUGCUGUCCUCUGCAAGGAAGAAUAAAUGGGGGAAAUGUUUCUACAAUGGCAACAUCAACAAUGGAACAAAAGAACAAAACAAAAAAGAAAUCUACAUGAGCAAAUGAGCUGGGUGAUUUAAAUAUUGCAGUUUGUCAAGGGUCCCCUCUCAGUUUAACUGUGAAUUAAAGCACUUCUGUAAGGGUAGGAGUCAUCACAAUCAGUUGUAGCACUAUUGUACUGAAAUAAAACUAUGGCUUUAUUUCAAGUAAAAGCCACUUCCACCAUCAUACUGUCUUUGAGGUGCAGAUCUGUUUUCUAGUUGCUCCUUUUAUUCAUUUUCAUGCAUCUUAAGCUCUUAGUUUUUACUUGGAGUGUAUUUGUCUCAGUGUAAAUAGCUGAGGUAAAAAUGUUUUGAUAUAAAGUGUCUCAACUUUGGGGUCUUUGAGCAAAGCUGAAAGGGCAUGUAGACUUACCCACUAUACAUGAUAAUGGUACCAUGCCUGAUUUGAUGAAAUUUGACUCUUGAGCAAAGAUUCUGAAUGUAGUAACUUACCCUGCAGGUGUACUAAAACAGUAUAACAAUAAGAAGUUUAAAGCUGCUGCAAGGAAACACAGGCCUGUUUCACACUGAAAGAGAAAACAUUUUAGGUUACGUAAAAGUACUUUGGUUAAACAUAUGUUAGAAAUAACAGAUUAAGAAAGUUUGUACUUCAGUAUCUAAAAUGAAUUCACAUAUUAUUUAUUUAUUUUAGGGAAGACAUUUUCUGGAAAAUGUUAGAUUUUUAUUUUGUAUUAUUCAUUAUACAAUAAUGGAGUGAUAGUCCCUCUAAUGUAUAUCAUGCACACAGAUUUUUAAUAGUGGGUUUCUGUUAUUGACUGUUUAAAAUUAAGCCCCUUGCAUCAGAUAGUAUUUAUCCAAAGUAUUUGAUGAUUCUUGCCUGUCCCUUGAAGAACCCUACUAAAUAUCUGUCACCUAAUGUGGCCCAUUCAGAGUAUAACAUACAGGGGCACAUUGAAGUACAGGACCUGGAGGGUGAGGGCAGGUGGGUGACAAAACUCCAUCCACGGUGGCAGCUUUGAGCAAACAGACAUAUAAAGUAUUCUUACCUCAAGAAUCAGUGUUAAAGUAAUUGUUUCUAGUUUAUUUUCAUUGUCAAAAGAAUAUUUCAUAUAUGCAGAAGGUGUGUUUUCUUGAAUAGAAACCAUUGCUGCUUCAAAGUGUACGUAUUUCAUAGUUUUAAAGGUUUUUCUUCUGCAAAGGGGCCCAAAUACCUGUUAACUCCAUUAUAAAAUGUAAGAACAAGUUAGGUUUUUUUUUUUAUAUAUAUAUAAAAUAUGGUUCACUUUAGACCGCAGUUUCAUAUGGCAAAUUAAUAUAUACACCAGGAUUGUAAAGAAAUAUUUUGACUUGAAAAAUACCAAACUUAUCCUUUAACAAACUACGCUUUAAUUUUUGCUUUUCUCCUUAACCAAACGAUGAGAUGUAAACUGAGCCAUCGGAUGACCAGCUAACUCGGCAGUCUCAAACUCAGUUUCUCCAUGGCUACACUCCAAGCAGCUUCUUAUGUAGACGCCAUCACUUGCUGUUACUGAAAUAUGAUAUUUAAUUCAGUGCUGUGCUAGUUCUCUCAUUCAACCAUUCCGGACAUUUACAAAACCUGUUGAUUUUCUUUUUUGUAGAGCACCAUCAUCAUGUUUUGUAGUCCAAAGCAGAUCAGUGUUUCUCAGACAUUCACUUAUUGAAAGAGAAAGUAUGAUAGAUACGCUGAAGUAAUCUGUUAGUUCACUUUACAUCUCCUUAUUGUUUGGCUGCUGGACACAAUUCAGGUUUCUGAAUCUUAAAAGGCAAGUCACUUGAAAUUAACAGAAAACUUCAAGUGGCAGCAGGAAUUGGUUACAAAUUAAGAAAGCGGCUGGAGUGAAACCCAAAACCCACAGUAGGAUUUGAGUCGGAACCUGUGUAGUAAAGAAUAGUAUUUUGAAUGUUUCUGGCAAUAAUGAGAAUUUUGUACGUUGCUCAGUGAAAACAGCAAAUAUGCUUAAUCAGGUUAUCUAAAGCCCCCCCCCAGAAAUGAACACAAGUUAAAAUGCUUUCUGUGGCCUAAACAUAUAUGUUUCUCACACAUUCUUUUAUUAUUAAAUUAGUGCAUAUUUCAGGCGCAAGCAUUUUUGAUAUUACACUGUCAGCAUGGCUAGGAGUCUAAAAGAGUUUAAUUGGUGAGAACUGGUCACUUAAAAUUGUUAGGUGUAAGGAAGGAGUCAGUUGGGGGGGGAGUGGGGCAGUCAUAUAUAUAAUGUGUGUGUGUAG
Messenger RNA from Polypterus senegalus (gray bichir), 6022 nucleotides. It is a transcript of the gene meltf, whose product is annotated as melanotransferrin. Gene Ontology annotation, biological process: iron ion transport. Lineage: Eukaryota; Metazoa; Chordata; Cladistia; Polypteriformes; Polypteridae. The record is from RefSeq and is a predicted model, not a curated record. The transcript is spliced from 16 exons. The coding region runs from base 93 to 2279 and encodes 728 amino acids. Gene Ontology annotation, cellular component: early endosome; recycling endosome; plasma membrane.